Messenger RNA from Melanotaenia boesemani (Boeseman's rainbowfish), 1273 nucleotides. It is a transcript of the gene alkbh4, whose product is annotated as alkB homolog 4, lysine demthylase. NCBI's taxonomy places the organism in Eukaryota, Metazoa, Chordata, Actinopteri, Atheriniformes, Melanotaeniidae. The record is from RefSeq and is a predicted model, not a curated record. The coding region runs from base 14 to 841 and encodes 275 amino acids. Gene Ontology annotation, molecular function: demethylase activity; oxidoreductase activity; actin binding. Gene Ontology annotation, cellular component: contractile ring; midbody. Gene Ontology annotation, biological process: actomyosin structure organization; protein demethylation; oxidative demethylation. The transcript has 3 exons.
UAAACAUACCAUAAUGUUGGCUGAAGAUAGCACGUUCAGUGGUAAUACAUGCGCUUGUAAAGGGAUCCGGCGGUGUCUCGUCUGUGAAAAAAUUAAAGGGAAGUCACAACACGAGGCAAGAGAAAAGAAGGUUGUCCAUCAUUUCCUCUACAACUCUGAGACGAGGCUCGCUGACUCCACAGAUGCAGAGGUUGCAUCCUUCCCUUUUCCUGGUGUCUUCCUGUGGGAGAACUUUAUAUCAGAGGAGGAGGAAAAUGAGCUGAUUAACUCAAUGGACCAGGAUUCAUGGAAUGAGUCCCAGUCUGGUCGGAGGAAACAGGACUUUGGCCCAAAGGUGAACUUUAAGAAAAGGAAGGUACGCAUGGGUGACUUCAGCGGACUCCCGGCUUUGAGCCAAAAACUGGUAGCCCGGAUGCAGCUGGAGCCGAGCCUGGCGGGCUUUCAGCCGGUGGAGCAGUGCAAUCUGGACUACCAUCCGCAACGAGGCUCAGCCAUCGACCCACACCUCGACGACUCCUGGCUGUGGGGGGAGCGGCUGGUCACCAUCAGCAUGUUAUCAGACACAACGCUCACCAUGUCUCUUGAGCAGGGUAUGCCAGAGCUGGGACUAGCAGAGGAAGUCCACGUGGCUGUGCGUCUUCCUCGCAGAUGUUUAGUAGGCCUACACGGUGAGGCGAGGCAUCGAUGGAAACACGCCAUUCACCGGGAGGAUGUUCACGAGCGCAGAGUCUGCUGCACGUACAGAGAGCUGUCUGCAGAGUUCCAGCCUGGUGGGGAGCAGGCGCUGCUGGGAACUCAGCUGUUGAACACUGCUCUGAGCUUCCAAGGAACUCCAGUAUAACCCAUCCACACAGUUUUACCUAUCAGAACAAGGACACAUAAUGAACUCUGAACAGGUGUCCUUAAUUCAGCAUAAAGGUUUGGAUGCUAGAAAUGAUCACUUAUUUCACACCAGCAAAAUGCUGUUGAAUUUAGAUGUCCAGCAUUCCCAGUAUAAGUUCCUCUUAAAUCUGUUUUUCAUGGAGGUUAUCAUCGGUAGGGGGACAUCUGAUGAGCAUUACAGCACUGCUCUGAGUAACACAUGUUUGAUUUCCAUUGUUUUAUUGAUAUAUCAAUCAGAAGGCAUCAGGUUCACAGGUGGCUGACAUGCAACAUCCAACUGAAAAACCGGAACUCUUAUUUGGUUUUAGACGGACGAUCAGGGACAAUUAAUGCCAACAACAGUUAAAAUAAAUAUUACAGACUUCCUCACCAUCCUCUGAUCUGUGAUGUU